AUGAAUGAUUUUAGAAAGAAUUUUAACCGAAGCGUGAUUGAGUCACCUGAUGCCUCGACGAAUCUACCACCUGUUCUUCCUACGCUUUCCCAGUCCCCAGCACAAUCAAUUACACCAACCACCCCCAGUAACAGUAGAAAUGUUAGGACACCUUCCAGAAAGUGCUCGACACCGCUAUUUAAUAGGCCAGCUAUUACUGUCGAGGAUUUGUUGAAGGUGACUUUAAAGAAAGCACCUCAAAACAUUAAGGAGAAUAGAAGAAAUACCAUACCAGGGCCAAGAGGACCCGUGGUUUCAUUGGACAUGUUACGUAGCGUGAAAUUAAAGUCUGCCAGGCGCAGAUCGAACGACCAAAUCGUGAGAUCUCCUAGAAGUGCUCGUAUAAUAAAAACUAGGACAUCGAGCCUCAGUCUAUCGCCGAUAGGUACAGAUAACUCGUUGGGACGAAUCCUGAAACAGGUGGAUCUUUACAGACGAGGACCUAGACGUCUAUUGUCAAACACGUCGAGUUUUAACGGUAUAAUAAAAGAUAAUCAUUUACAAAACGCGAACGCGAAAGAUAACAGCUCGUAAGCUACAAUUGUAUAAACAUAAUUCGUUAUUGAUGAAUGAUUUUAGAAAGAAUUUUAACCGAAGCGUGUAAUUUUAAUGGAUUAAAUUAUCAUUUUUCUCGAAUUGAUUGAUUAUUACGUGCAGGAUUGAGUCACCUGAUGCCUCGACGAAUAAACCAAUUGAAUUUGAUAUCUUCUUCGAUUAAAAUUGAAAUUGAGACAUGUAGAUGGAGGUACAUAUUAAUCGAAUAUUAGGCGAUUUAUUCCGGCACGUGACACUAAUUGCAAAGAUAACUUGACCUAUUUCAUUUCGAUUCCUGAUAAUGAUUACCGAUAUUCUUUAUAACGCAAUCUAAAGAAAACGAAUAGAGAGUUGUAAUUACUUUAUUUAUAGCUUUCACGUGUAUGUUUGUGUUGGUGUAUGUGUGUAUAUGUGUAUGUGUGAAAGAGUCUAUGUUUGCAUUAUGUGUGGUUUUACAGAAAAAGGUUGUUUCCGGUGUAAUCGCAUUGAUUGUAAUUAGUACAGAGCAUAAGAAUGCAUAUGAAUUUUUCAAAAUGAAAAAACAGAUUUAGUCUCCUCCAAAUGACGAUAAAUUUCGAUAACCGUUGUCUAAUUAAUCGCUUUCGUAAAUUGGGACUAGCGACAAUAUGGAAUGAUCUGAAGAUAGUUACAGAGAUACAACUAAUGUUUAUAAUACAGAGAUAAGAGCAAGUAGUACAUCCAGAGAUGGAAAUAAUAGAUGUUGAUUCUUUCUUCUUCCUCCAAAUUCUCUUUCUCUAUUUCAUUUUAUAAAAAUGGACUAAGCACGCACAACGAUACCGAAUAAAAGAAUAAAAAGCGGUCUCAACCGAUACACCGAUCAUCUAUUUUCUUUUUAAUAACACUACGAGAAACUCAUCAAUGAUCAUUAGUGACUAUCUAUGAUUUUAUUUGUUCGGGAACACACUACGCUUCUGCUUUUUUGCCAUUUAAUAAGUCACACGCUAUAUCAUCGACGAAUAAUGAAUUGUUAACGCGUUGGGCUACUUCAAUCUUGUAUUUUUUGUUGUCAUCGUGUAAGCAAGUAAUUGGAUUUGAGGUAUCUCACAGUUUUAUCGUCGUUUGGAAUUCACUACACCGUUCAUUACCAUUGACAAUUUUAUUGUACCUAAAUUUUUCUCUUUUUUUAUGACUUGUCACUCUCUUACGCAUGAUAUACGUGUUGGUACAAUGCAAAACUCUUCUUAACCGAUAGUUACGACUUUCUCUGACUCGUACUCCACUGUUCUUCCUCCAUCGUUCUUGUUCAUGAUUCCAUUUACACCUUCGUGCCCUCCAUACUGUCUUCAACCGCUAAUACGUUCGACGGUACGCUCUUAAUAAACCGUUCUUCUUCUUGUUUUUCUUCAUUAUCGCAUGAACAAUUCUUGUUGUUGAAUUUUCCCCCAUACGUGGUUUACGCUCUUAAGAUUACUCGCAUAUACUUACUUACGGUGCCGUUGAUAUUAUUUUGCGUUAUUUUCUUUAUAACGUUAUUUACGUAACAUGAUUAUCAAUUUGUAUCGUUAUUAAUACCUAAAUACAAGGGGAGGAGCACACGAUGUACACCAAAAUUUCUAGGCAGAGCUCAACUUCGCUUGGCGUGUUCUUCUUUUUGCGUAUUUCUUUUCAGGUAGUUCACCUCGCUUUUUUGCUGCACGCUUAUAUAACGAUUCUUCUCGUUCAUCGUUAUGGUCAUCGGUCGCGAGGGAAUUCAUGAUUUUAGACGGUAUAUUCGUUACACGUACACAAUGAUGGUCAAAAACUUAUGGUAUGAUUAAACCCCUCAAUGACACUUCUCUCCGUGCAAUUGGGCGUACGAUUUUACAAAGAGUUGCAGCGAACAUAAAUUUUUGACCGAUACUAGACGCCUGAACACAAUGAAAACGUACGCAUCGUAUUGUUAAGCUUGUUUCGUUAAAUACGUGCAAAAUAGAUUGUGUUUAGACUAACGAACGUAUACUCUGUCUAUAGACAAAGUUCAUUGGAAUGUCUUUUUUAAGCGGAAAUCGGCGGUACGGUUAAUCGAUAAUAAGGUGAAUGGACGCACGGCUAAAGAUAUCAGCUAAGAUACAGUGGAAUCGAGGACAGUGAUAGCGAAAGUGAGCACGAGUAAAAAACGGAAAACAAAAAUAAAUGAACGUCGGGAUACAAUCGUUUAUUCUGUAAUUCGUAAUACCACAGCGAUCGUUAUAGUUUAUACACAAGGGGCAUUAUGAACCAUUAAAUACGGACUAGCUGGAUAGCUACUUGUUUCCUAUUUUAACGGUGAAACGUAACUUGUCGUUUUUAAUGAAAAAUGGAAAACGCUCGUCUAUUUCAAAAAUUUCUUUCCAUCGAAAAGCUUACAGAUUGAGUGAAAGAACAUCUGUCACAUUGAAAACCGAUACUUCUUUUCUCACUCUGUUAGAUUUCCUUUUUCUUUUUAUUUACCCGAAAAGCCAGACUUCGAUGUUAUUGCAUUUUUUUAAGUACGACGCUACCGUGGUAAGCGCAUUCUCUUAAUCGUUUAAUCAUUUUCGGUUAAAGUUCGUUCGUUGAACCGAUUAAAAAUAUAAUAAAAAAUUUGACGCAAGAUCGACAAAAUGCCUUUUUGUCUUAGAAAAUUUGUAUCUACUUACAAAGGAAUCGCUUGCGUUAUAAGUAUACACAAGAAGAUUGAAUUCGUGAUACGAUAGCUUGCCAAUGAAUGAUCGAAAUACUUUUGGCGAACCUCAGCUCGUAACUCGACUGGAAAAAGAGUUAUUUUCUGCGGAAAAACUCAUGCUCAGAAUGAUAGCGUAUGAAAUUACUUGUGUGUAACUAGACUUCAUCAGAAGUACAUUCAUAAUAUCUUAGUAGGAAAAGAAUAAAAAGGGGCAGAGAUGAAAAGCGCGUGGCUUGUCCCCGACUCUGUUCACCGUGACCAACCCACGUUCUUUCACUCCGAAGAGACGCGUUUAUCCCUUAGAUAAACAGAUGAUUUACACUCGAUUUACACGCAUACAUUAAUAAUCGUUAUUUAUCGUGGUAUGCGAGAGCAAUCAUGCGCGCAGUAAAAAAGCGGGGAAGAGGACGAGGAGGAGAGAUUGCGAAGGAGGGGCGGG
Messenger RNA from Megachile rotundata (alfalfa leafcutting bee), 3656 nucleotides. RefSeq lists its product as uncharacterized. Lineage: Eukaryota; Metazoa; Arthropoda; Insecta; Hymenoptera; Megachilidae. The record is from RefSeq and is a predicted model, not a curated record.